Carassius auratus (goldfish) is the source of this 3627-nucleotide messenger RNA. Its product is annotated as macoilin-1-like. The transcript is spliced from 11 exons. Gene Ontology annotation, biological process: neuronal signal transduction. Bases 149 to 2140 code for a protein of 663 amino acids. Lineage: Eukaryota; Metazoa; Chordata; Actinopteri; Cypriniformes; Cyprinidae. The record is from RefSeq and is a predicted model, not a curated record. Gene Ontology annotation, cellular component: rough endoplasmic reticulum membrane.
CGCGGACUGUUUUUAUUUAUUUCUUUGUGUCUAGUGGUGGGAAAACACUUGACAGUCCCUCAUUCGCGCAGCGAUGCUCAUCAGUAUUAGGACGGUCACGUAGUUUCCCCUCGAUUGUUCAAAGUGACGGGAAUCUAAAGGGUGGAGGAUGAAGCGGCGCAAUGCGGACUGCAGCAAACUCCGUCGCCCGUUGAAACGGAACCGAAUAACCGAGGGUAUUCACAGCAGCAGUACCUUCCUGUACCUGAAGUUCUUGGUCGUUUGGGCGCUGGUUCUGCUGGCCGAUUUUGCGCUGGAGUUCAGGUUCGAGUACCUGUGGCCUUUCUGGCUCUUUAUCAGGAGCGUUUACGAUUCCUUUAGAUAUCAGGGACUGGCGUUCUCAGUGUUCUUUGUGUGUGUCGCAUUCACAUCAGACAUCAUCUGCCUGCUGUUCAUCCCCAAGCAAUGGCUGUUCUUCGCCGCCAGCACGUAUGUCUGGGUACAGUACGUGUGGCAUACAGAGCGAGGUGUGUGUCUGCCGACUGUUUCGCUCUGGAUUCUCUUCGUCUACAUCGAAGCAGCCAUCCGAUUCAAGGAUUUGAAACACUUUCACGUAGACCUUUGCCGUCCAUUCGCAGCUCACUGCAUUGGCUAUCCCGUGGUGACGCUGGGCUUCGGAUUCAAGAGUUAUGUGAGCUAUAAGAUACGUCUGCGGAAGCAAAAGGAGGUGCAGAAGGAAAAUGAGUUCUACAUGCAGCUCCUACAGCAGGCCCUGCCUCCAGAACAACAGAUGCUUCAGAGACCGGAGCGAGAGACGGAGGAGGCCCCCUCAAAAGGCUUGUUUGAAGCAGACUCGUUGAUAGUGGCUCAGAACGGCACUGCUGUUCCCAAGAAACUUCCCGUCUCUCUGCCUGAACUGGAGUACAAGGAGAAGGCCAAAGACAAAAAACAGCAGCAGCAGCACAGCAUAGGAAUUAACAACAACAUCCUUCAGACUGUGGAUGCUAAACUACAAGACAUUGAGUAUAUGGAGAACCACCUAAACACUAAGAGACUCAACAACGAGCUUGGCAGCAGUGCCGAGAACCUGUUCCAGAAAGAGGAGGCAGGCGGUGGAGGCGGAGGCUCUGCCACCUCCAAACAUUACAAAAACUCCUCCCCCCACAGCCACACCUCCACCAAUGGCAGCGUACCGUCCUCCUCGUCCAGUAGGAGUGAAAAGAAGCAGAAGUGUGCAGGGAAGAACCUUGCACCUCACAGAGAUCUGAUGGAGAACUGUAUACCUAACAACCAGCUCAGUAAGCCCGAAGCAUUAGUGCGGCUUGAGCAGGACAUAAAGAAGUUGAAGGCUGACCUGCAGGCGAGCAGACAGGUGGAGCAAGACCUGCGCAGUCAGAUCAGCUCCCUGAGCAGCGCUGAGAGGAGCAUGCGCUCGGAGCUCGGUCAGCUCCGCCAGGAGAACGAGUUGCUGCAGAACAAGCUUCAUAACGCUGUGCAGGCCAAGCAGAAAGACAAGCAAACGAUUGUGCAGCUAGAGAAGCGGCUCAAGGCAGAACAGGAAGUUCGAGCCGCAGUGGAAAAGCAACUUGCAGAAGAGAAGAAAAGAAAGAAGAUGGAAGAGGCGACAGCUGCACGUGCUGUGGCUUUGGCGGCUGCCUCCAGAGGAGAGUGCACAGACUCACUGAGGAGUCGCAUACGUGAGCUGGAGUCGGAGUGCAAGAAGCUCACACAUGACAUGAAGCUGAAGGAGGAACAGAUCCGAGAGCUCGAGCUCAAAGCGCAAGAGUUACGCAAAUAUAAGGAGAACGAAAAGGACACGGAGGUUCUGAUGUCAGCGCUGUCGGCCAUGCAGGACAAGACCCAGCACCUAGAGAACAGUCUGAGUGCUGAGACCAGGAUCAAACUGGAUCUCUUUUCAGCGCUCGGAGAUGCCAAGAGACAGCUGGAGAUCGCUCAAGGUCAGAUUUUGCAGAAGGAGCAGGAGAUAAAAGAGUUGAAGCAGAAGAUCGCAGAGGUCAUGGCGGUCAUGCCCAGCAUCACCUACUCGGCAGAGACCAACAGCAUGACCCCUGUGACCCCACAUUACUCCUCCAAGUUCAUGGACACCAGUCCUUCCAGCUUGGACCCCAAUGCCUCCGUCUACCAGCCGCUCAAGAAGUGAAUGUCCAAUCACAUCGCCCAAUUUGCUCUUUGAUUAGUCGAAGAAGUUCAGUAUGCAAACCAAUGGGAUGGGGUAGUAUUUUUGUUUGAUUUACCCCUCCUCUGUUAGUAUGGAGGUUGAUUUAAAAUAAGUGGAAAAAUGUAGAGGGAAAAAGGGAUGUCUCAUUUACUAGAACUGCCCUCCUUGUGUUUUAGGUUACUUUUGAAGCUCUUACACCUAAAAUCUUUUCUUGGUAACGGCACUUUAGCCCGUUGUGGUUCUUUUUGACGUCCUCCAUUUGUUUUGUGAGGUCUUUAUGAAGAUCUUUCAUGGUUUUAUUUAGCACCUUUUCAUCCAUGUGUUGAAUCUGAACCGUUUUAUGUGCCAGAAAUGGUGGCAUGACUUCUUUUACUUCCCUGGUAUAAACGUACCAUCUUUAAGUUUAUUACAUGUAAAAAGAAAAUGGAAAACGUGUUGAGAUAAGACCGAAGUAUUUGUGAUGGAAAACAUUGUGUUCGUUGCAAUGGAGUGAUUUAAGAAUGCAUUUCCGUUCAAGUAUGAGCGUAGUAUUGUACAUCUCUGUUUUUCAAGGGAGGUAAAAAGCAUUUCAUUGCAGAUGUUGAAUCAGAAUUGGAAAAAUGUUAGGUUUCUGUAUCUCCCGUGGAUGUGUUUUUUUUUUUUUUUUUUUUUAAGAGAUUGAAGACCAGCAAAGAAAAAAGAAAAAAAAAAUGUAUUUAAAAAGGGGACUAAUGUUCACAUUGUAUUUGUUUGACAAAUAUGCUGCAUAAAUAUUUGGGAAUGUUGUUGUAUUUUGCGGUCAAUGCAAGUCCUUUUUGUUACUGGACAAAAUUGAAAUAGAAUUUAGUUGGAACCAGUUGAAAAGCUGAACAUAUGAUGUCUUGUUUGCCAGUUAUAUUACACAGUGCCUUGAAAUAUGUUUAAUAUAUUCUCUCACACUUUCCAUGCCAUGUCCACCCCUAGAAUCAAUCUGGUUGGUCAGCACAACCUAUGACCGUUUUUUAUUUUAUUUUUUUAUAAUCUGCUGUCUUAUUGCCAUGUUUUGUCGGGAAAAACAAUACCGAUCACAGCAAGCCCACCAUAAUCCACUAGAUAUUUUGUUAUAUCUCUAAUUUACAUUAACAUGCUCAUUGCAUUUUAUAAUACUUACUGAAUGCUUUGAUUUUUGGUAAAACGUGCCAAUAUUUCUUUCCCUCCACCAUUAAUUGGCAUUGAGGACCAUGCAAACCAUGCAUCAUUUCAUAGCGACAUCAUUCAGUGACCGGGAUAACACCUAAACAUCAAUCCAUUAAGGAGUUCUCCUUCACACUUCUUCUUCAGUGAUUUAAGGUUUGUGUCAUGAUGCAGGCAGAAUGUGCUUGUUUGGUUUAGUCCUUGUUUUACUACAGGGCUUUCUUUUUUUAUUUGUCUACUUUGGGAACGUAUUACUGUGGAUUGCAUUUGGUGUUUUUAUGGUAAACUUUGUGGAGAGUAAAGAACACACCUUUGUU